ACAAUCCAUGAACCAAUAAGUGACACGCCUCGAUUGCACUUCAUUUUAUUGGCCACUAGAUGUCCCACUCCAGCACUGUGUCAUUGAAGCCUCGAGUAAUGAACCAUUUUUGAAUAUUGUGUCGAAGCUUCAAUAAGGCGAUACGAUACCAUUAGUUUAUGGUACUUUUUCCAUGGAUACCGAUACUUUUUGCACCUUAAAGGAAAUUUACUUCCAUUAAUAACAUUCUAGAAACAAAACUGUCAGUAUUUUCUGAUAUAUACAGUACAAGCAUAUGAACCUUUACAUUUUUCAACUAAAUGACAGAGUGGUGAACAUGGCUUCAUCCAAGAUUCACAUAGCUCAGUUGCAGUUUGGGGUAGUUAAAUAAAAUAAUGGUUCGUUCAAUUUUUAAAUCACUUAUAACACAUCAACUGUUACCUGUAGCUGGAUAUUCUUUGCCUUUCAUGAAACUCUCCUGCAAUGUCUUCUGACGGACAUCAGGUGGUGCAGGGGACUUUGAGGCUUGCUGCUUGUCUUCAUGGAGAUGUUCAGCCUCUUUAACUAUUCAGGCUGGGUGCACUAAGGUUGAGGUUACUUCAGACUUGCAAAACCGGCCAGGCUACUUCGCUACUUUCGUUUCCUGAAAAUAGGGCAUUUGCUUCAGGUAGAUCAAACAGCCAAUGGGAGCCAUUGGCGCCAUGUUCUUCGUUUUCCCGCAAAUUUCUACUUCCUUCUCUGUGAACAUGUUUUGACAUAAACUGUGUCCGACCUGCGAACUGUAGAUGUGUUGAGUUAGUGUCUGCGGUUUUAAACAACAGGCUCUAUUUCAGUGGUCUAUUACUCAGUCUGCUGCCAAUAGUGGGCUACUUCGGGUAUCUUGGAAUGGGACAAGCAACAUCUUCUUCACCUGACCUGCUCACAACUCGUCUCCAAACAGCACAGGAAAUGGAAUUCCGGAUAUUGCUGUUAAAAGUAAAGAAGGCCCUGUGUAAGGAUGAGGUCAAGGCUUUAGCAUUUCUUUGUACCGACCUCCUGGGCCGAAAUCCCACCUCAGUGGAAUCAGCCAGUGCCCUUUUCUCUCGUCUGGUGGACCAAGACCAUCUCUCACCUGAGCGACCACAUCUGCUGACUGAGCUUCUCCUCACCAUCCAACGCAACCGACUGGUCCAUGACCUCAGUCUCAGUGAAUAUACAACCAUGAACCUCAUCUCUAAAUACAGGAAGCUACUCUACAACCUGUCUGAGGAGAUCACUGGUGAAGACUUGAAAGACAUGAAGUUCUUGUUAAAUCCGACACUCCCACGAAGAAGACUGAAGGACAACACUACUACACUGGAAGUCUUCCUGGAGAUGGAGCGCACGGGCCACCUCAGUGAAACUAAUCUAAAUGAACUGGAGGCCAUAAUCCAAUCAGUCUGUCCUGUGCUAAAAGAAAAGAUCGCCCAGUUCAAAGCACUGCCAGUCACUUGCCGGUGCAUUCAGUUCAUCACACCCAGAGAUUCUGCUUCUGUUCUCUGGAGAGGAUCUGGAUCUAAUUCAUACCAGGACAGUAGGCAUUGGUCCACAUGUGAGGGUUCAAAGACAGGUAACGACUCACCGAGACCUGACCCUAACGACUCAGUCGGUAGAGGACAUUGUUGGCCGUCGAAAGACUGAAACACCACCGAGGGGGAUAAAUACCUCCUGCUCAGCACCGGCCGGACAGAGCUGAUGAAAGUUCUUUGAUGAUAGGUGAAACAUUGUCUACCUAAAACUACAUCCAGAUAAUUUCUUCUACAUUUUUUCAGCAUACUACAACCUGGAUGACUAAGAGAUAUCAUCCUAUCUCUGCAGUGUCAUGUGUCAUUUCAUUCUUUCUGCAAAAGCCAUUUGCUGCAACAUCUGCUUUUUCUGUGUUUUUAUCAGUCUCCUCAGUCUUUAGAUGAUGAGAGGACUGCCUCAUGCAAAAUCCCAGGCAAAGUGACAUUUAUUUACUUGUAGAGAACACUCUGAACACCUGCUUAUCUUUCCAUAACUGCUUCAUGUUGUGUAUGCAGGCUGAGGAAAUGUUGCAGUCUUAAUGUAAAUAUACCAGUGUGCUUUUCUUUUAUGACAGCGAUCACUGUGUAAAUGUGGCUGUGAAUUUCUCACUCAAAUAAGCAUUUUAUGUGUAAAAGCCCAAAUCUGAAUCCACCACUUAACCCUUCUUUUGAUUAUGAUGUGUUUUCCCCAGAGUUAGUACAUAGAUAAUUAUGAGAUGGUUAGGUAAUAGACGUUAGCACAAGUGGCAUCCUGUUAUGUCUACUCGGACACGGAGGAGAGUGAGUAAAGAGAGACGGACCCAGGUAGCUGACUUUGGUGCAAGCAGUGCUAAAUUUAUUUACAGUGCAGUGAGAAAAGAGUCCAUAUGAUACAGGUAAGUGUAGAAUGAUGGGAGUAACCGGGUGUCGAUCAGCAGCAGAGAAACCAGUUUGUGGUGAGGUGAAUGGGAGAUGGCUGGACUGUGGACGCUGGGGUCACUCCUGGGCUGGUUGACGGAGAGACGGUGGUGGCUAUGGAGAAAGAAGGCAGGAGUUUGUACAGAUGAGUUAAGGAGACUGCAUCAACCUGAAAUGGUGGAGCAUAGAAGGGCAGAGUAGGUCCAGGGUCCGGAGGAGACGUCCGUGGAGGAGGAAAACAGCAGAAGGAGAAUAUGGCAACAGAGAGAGGAAGAUCGUACUGGUAGGAGCUAGGAGAACUAAGGGUGAGAGACAAAUGGUAAAAAUACAAGAAAACAGCGAUCGAACGGGCCUGAGAACGAGAAUAAACUGGCAAGGGAGUGAUAGGUGAGCGGGGUAUAAGUAGGGAUGGAACCAAUGAAGUG
This is a messenger RNA of Monopterus albus (swamp eel), 2824 nucleotides long. Its product is annotated as caspase-10-like. The record is from RefSeq and is a predicted model, not a curated record. Gene Ontology annotation, molecular function: protein binding. NCBI's taxonomy places the organism in Eukaryota, Metazoa, Chordata, Actinopteri, Synbranchiformes, Synbranchidae. Gene Ontology annotation, biological process: regulation of apoptotic process. The transcript is spliced from 6 exons. The coding region runs from base 865 to 1638 and encodes 257 amino acids.